UUCAAGACGAUAGUGAAACGGUCAUUGUUAAACGUGAUACUUUGAGAAGUCUUACGAAGAUGGAACGUUGGUCAAGUAAAGUUGCAUUAGUGACAGGAGCAAGUUCUGGGAUUGGUGCUACAAUUGCCGAAGAAUUGGCACGAUAUAAUAUCAAAGUCAUUGCCACUGCAAGAAGAUUGCACAAGUUAGAAGAAUUAAAAGCUAAAGUGGAAUCAUUAAAUUUACCGGGCACGAUUUAUCCUAUAAAGUGUGACGUCACUAAAGAAGAAGAAAUCUUAAAUGUUUUUAAAUAUAUUGAAAAGGAACACGAUGAAGUCAACAUUCUCAUAAACAAUGCCGGUGUCAUUUUCAAUGAAAAAAUCAUUAAUGGAAAAACGGAACACUUUCACAAUAUUAUGGACGUUAAUGUGAUCGCAAUAGCUAUUUGCACAAGAGAAGCUGUUAGAUUAAUGUCUAAAUCCAAAACUCAAGGACAUAUUAUCAAUAUUAACAGCCUUUGUGGCCAUAAUGCAAACAUCACAAAGUUACCAUUCAGUUUAUAUCCAUCCAGCAAAUAUGCUGUACGAGCUAUGUGCGAAAGUAUUCGUAAUGAAAUCUUGAACGAGGGAUUGAACAUUAAAAUUUCGGAUAUUAGUCCUAGUAUUGUGAACACUGAAAUGACUAAAGCUUUUAAUAUACGAUCAGAAAUUUGGAAGAAAAUGACAAUGUUAUCACAAAAGGACGUUACUGAUGGAAUUAUUUAUGUACUAGGCAGCCCAAUUAAUGUCCAAAUUAAUGAAUUAAUAAUUACAUCUUUGCACGACGAAAUACCUGAUAGCAUCUAAUAAUAAAAUAUAUAAACAUACAUAUUAGGAAUAUAAGAAUAUCUUUAUGUAAUGAUGUCACAAUAUAUAU
Molecule: messenger RNA, 894 nt
Organism: Polistes canadensis
Lineage: Eukaryota; Metazoa; Arthropoda; Insecta; Hymenoptera; Vespidae
Product: farnesol dehydrogenase-like
Exons: 5
Coding region: 60-824 (254 amino acids)
Source: RefSeq, a predicted model, not a curated record